AUGCUCAGGAAACAAACGAUCACCGAUUUAGAAGAUCCCUCUUGCUUUCACUUCAAAGAAUUGUGGUUAUCAAGUGACGAUAGCGAUGAGCAAAAACUGCUAGAGCUGUUCUGCUUUGGGACCAUCGGCGACGUACCUGAGCAUAUGAGUAUUUCGCCUCUUAUGUGGAGAAAAAUGACAAAGCUAACAUUACUCGGCCUGGCCACUGAAGCACGGUCCCUCAAGUACAGUUAUGUGAUGGAGCAAUGUAGGCUAAGGAAUGGAGAAGAAGUUGAAGAAACCUUUAUAGCUCUCCAAGGCCUAAUUGAUUUUCAAAUUGACAGUGUCGAGAGCACGAUCAAGAUUUUACAGUGCUUCGAUUGUAGAGAUGUUUACGGAGGUGAGCGGGACUUGCUUCUGUUGCACGAUGUUGUUCCUACGAAGCUCACAUUAAUCCGAGACCUCCUGCGAUGGAAAGACAAACUUGCUCGUGAAAUAUAUGAUAAUAAAUAUACGUGA
Molecule: messenger RNA, 498 nt
Organism: Lachancea fermentati
Lineage: Eukaryota; Fungi; Ascomycota; Saccharomycetes; Saccharomycetales; Saccharomycetaceae
Source: the annotation of a GenBank genome assembly